AUGAGCAUUUCUUCGGAAGAAUUAACUGUUUUUCCAAGAGAUUUAUUUCAUGGCCUUGAAGAUCUUCACCUUAAGCUAUUGAAUAUCGAAUGUGACAAUCUGACUACACUGCCAAAAGAUAUCUUCAAUCCUCUUGAUGAUCUUCGUACGUUACGAAUGAAUUGCAGCGAACUAAAAUAUCUAGAUUCGAGUAUUUUCUAUGAGUUAUUACAACUUAAGAAACUUGAUCUCAGCUGCAACAAACUAAUAACUUUAUCAAAAGAUAUAUUUAAUGGUCUACAAGAUCUGUGUGUCCUAGAUUUAAGUUUUAACCAACUCAGUUACCUUGAGCCAGGUAUUUUCGAUGAUUUAUUGAGCCUAAAUGAUCUUUAUAUCAGUGAUAACAAUCUUACAACUUUACCGAAAGAUAUAUUUCGUAAUUUAAAAAAGCUUCGUUAUCUAAAUUUACGUUCAAACAAACUGAACAAUCUUGAGUCAGGUUGUUUCAAUGGCCUUGAAAAUUUGUUGGAGCUAUAUUUGGAUAGAAACAAAGUCACAUUUUUAUCAAAAAAUAUAUUUAGUAGUUUAAAAGAGCUUCGAAGUCUUUAUUUAGGCUCUAACAAACUACGAAUUCUUGAGUCAGGUUGUUUCAAUGGUUUAUCACACCUCCAUGAGCUUCGUAUGAGCAAAAACAGUUUAGCAACAUUAUCCGAAGGUCUUUUCAAUGGUCUCGAAAGUCUUCAGAUACUGUAUUUGAAUUCAAACAAACUACAAAAUCUUGAGUCAGGUUAUUUCAAUGAUUUAUCACGACUUGAGAAGCUUCAUCUGGGCCAUAAUAGUCUUACAACAUUAUCCAAAGAUGUUUUCAAUGGUCUUGAAAGUCUUCAGAGACUAUAUUUAAAUUCGAACAAACUACAAAAUCUUGAGCCAGGUUGUUUCAAUGGUUUAUCACGACUUGAGAAGCUUAAUAUGAUCCACAACAGUCUAACAACAUUAUCCGAAGAUGUUUUUAAUGGUCUUGAAAGUCUUCGGACACUGUAUUUUUUUCCAAACAAGUUGACUAGUUUCUCAGAAGAUAUAUUUAAUGUUAUGGAUACAAAUAUUUCAACGCCAACUAUUAAAAGCCAUAAUAAAUACUUUUGUAACCGAGAGUCACCUUAUUAUAAUCAAGAAAUUUGUGAGUUGCUGAGUAAUAAUGCUGAAAAACAUGAGAUGAACAUUUCUCAGAGAAACUUAACUGUUUUUCCAACAGAUUUAUUUCAUGGCCUUGAAGAUCUUCAACUUGAGGAAUUAGAAAUCAGCUGUAGGAAUCUGACAACACUGCCAAAAGAUAUCUUUAAUCCUCUUGAUGAUCUUCGUUGGUUACGAAUAAAUUCAAACGAACUAAAAUAUCUCGAGUCGAGUAUUUUCUAUGAGUUAUUACAACUUAUAAAUCUUGAUCUCAGUUUCAACAAACUAAUAACUUUAUCAAAAGAUAUAUUUAAUGGCCUACAAGAUCUGUGUAUCCUGAAUUUAAAUUGUAACCAAUUGAGUUACCUUGAGCCAGGUAUUUUCGAUGAUUUAUUGAGCCUAGAGAGUCUUGAUAUCUGCUAUAACAAUCUCAAAACUUUACCAAAAGAUAUAUUUCGUAAUUUAAAAAAGCUUCGUUGUCUAAAUUUACGUUCAAACAAUCUGAACAAUCUUGAGUCAGGUUGUUUCAAUGGUCUUGAAAAUUUGUCGUCACUAAAUUUGGAUUCAAACAAACUACAAAAUCUUGAGUCAGGUUGUUUCAAUGGUCUUGAAAAUUUGUCGUCACUAAAUUUGGAUUCAAACAAACUACAAAAUCUUGAACCAGGUUGUUUCAAUGGUCUUGAAAAUUUGUCGUCACUAAAUUUGGAUUCAAACAAACUACAAAAUCUUGAACCAGGUUGUUUCAAUGGUUUAUCACAACUUUAUGAGCUUCAUAUAAGCGAAAACAGUUUAGCAACAUUAUCCGAAGGUCUUUUUAAUGGUCUUGAAAGUCUUCAGAGACUGUAUUUGUCUUCAAUCGAACUACAAAAUCUUGAGUCAGGUUAUUUCAAUGAUUUAUCACGACUUGAGAAGCUUGAUCUGAGUCACAACAGUCUUACAACAUUGUCCAAAGAUGUUUUCAAUGGUCUUGGAAGUCUUAAGGUACUGGAAUUAAACUCAAACAAACUACAAAAUCUUGAGUCGGGUUGUUUCAAUGGUUUAUCACAACUUGAGGAGCUUAGUAUGGUCCACAACAAUCUAACAACAUUAUCCGAAGGUAUUUUCAAUGGUCUUGAAAGUCUUGAGACACUGUAUUAG
Aphidius gifuensis is the source of this 2286-nucleotide messenger RNA. RefSeq names its product insulin-like growth factor-binding protein complex acid labile subunit. NCBI's taxonomy places the organism in Eukaryota, Metazoa, Arthropoda, Insecta, Hymenoptera, Braconidae. Bases 1 to 2286 code for a protein of 761 amino acids. Gene Ontology annotation, cellular component: extracellular matrix. Gene Ontology annotation, molecular function: protein binding. The record is from RefSeq and is a predicted model, not a curated record. The transcript has 2 exons.